Aspergillus glaucus CBS 516.65 is the source of this 983-nucleotide messenger RNA. Its product is annotated as putative mitochondrial ADP,ATP carrier protein (Ant). The record is from RefSeq and is a predicted model, not a curated record. Gene Ontology annotation, biological process: mitochondrial ADP transmembrane transport; mitochondrial ATP transmembrane transport. The transcript has 5 exons. Bases 4 to 957 code for a protein of 317 amino acids. NCBI's taxonomy places the organism in Eukaryota, Fungi, Ascomycota, Eurotiomycetes, Eurotiales, Aspergillaceae. Gene Ontology annotation, molecular function: ATP:ADP antiporter activity. Gene Ontology annotation, cellular component: mitochondrial inner membrane.
AUCAUGGCCGACAAGAAGGGUGAGGUUAGCCAGGGCGACAAGUCCGUCAUGGGCAUGCCCGGUUUCGUCGUUGACUUCCUGAUGGGUGGUGUCUCCGCUGCUGUCUCCAAGACUGCUGCCGCCCCCAUUGAGCGUAUUAAGCUCCUCAUCCAGAACCAGGAUGAGAUGCUUAAGGCUGGCCGUCUUGACCGCAAGUACGCCGGUAUCGGUGACUGCUUCAAGCGUACCGCCGCCUCCGAGGGUGUCGUUUCCCUCUGGAGAGGUAACACCGCCAACGUCGUCCGUUACUUCCCCACCCAGGCUCUGAACUUCGCUUUCCGCGACACCUUCAAGUCGAUGUUCGCCUACAAGCGUGAGCGCGACGGUUACGGCAAGUGGAUGAUGGGUAACCUUGCCUCCGGUGGUGCUGCUGGUGCCACUUCGCUCCUCUUCGUCUACUCUCUCGACUACGCCCGUACCCGUCUUGCCAACGACGCCAAGUCCGCCAAGGGCGGUGGUGACCGUCAGUUCAACGGUCUCGUUGACGUCUACAAGAAGACUCUCGCCUCUGACGGUAUUGCCGGUCUCUACCGUGGUUUCGGUCCCUCUGUUCUUGGAAUCAUCGUCUACCGUGGUCUCUACUUCGGCAUGUACGACUCCAUCAAGCCUGUUGUUCUCGUCGGUCCUCUUGAGGGUAACUUCCUUGCUUCGUUCUUGCUCGGCUGGUCUGUCACUACCGGUGCCGGUGUUGCCUCGUACCCUCUUGACACCAUCCGUCGUCGUAUGAUGAUGACCUCUGGUGAGGCCGUCAAGUACUCCUCUUCCAUGGAUGCCGCCCGCCAGAUUGUCGCCAAGGAGGGUACCAAGUCUCUCUUCAAGGGUGCUGGUGCUAACAUCCUCCGUGGUGUCGCUGGUGCUGGUGUCCUGUCCAUCUACGACCAGGCUCAGCUCAUCCUCUUCGGAAAGAAGUACAAAUAGACGAUUGAUUAAGUUCUAAUCGUUGC